Macadamia integrifolia is the source of this 6076-nucleotide messenger RNA. RefSeq lists its product as uncharacterized. The coding region runs from base 2733 to 5537 and encodes 934 amino acids. The record is from RefSeq and is a predicted model, not a curated record. Gene Ontology annotation, cellular component: transcription factor TFIIIC complex; nucleus; chromatin. Gene Ontology annotation, biological process: transcription by RNA polymerase III; regulation of DNA-templated transcription. Lineage: Eukaryota; Viridiplantae; Streptophyta; Magnoliopsida; Proteales; Proteaceae. Gene Ontology annotation, molecular function: protein binding; DNA binding. The transcript has 2 exons.
GGGGGGGGGGGGGUGGGGGAAUAAGAAAGGAAAAGACAAAAUAAUCCAUCUGCAAAGCUUUGUACUCUAGUUUUCUGUUUCAUUUCUGUGCCGUGGAUCUUCAGAUUAGUCAGUUUAGAUGCUCAUUGUACAGUAGACGUGCAAGGAUAUCAUGGGUCAUGGGGAUUCAGGGGGGAGGGGUUUUUGAUUGAAUUAGGUUCUGAAAUUUGACAUUUGAUUAAUCGAGACCAUACCAAUGUUCAAAAUAGAAGCAUCAUCUCUACAUAUGGAACAAUGAGGGUGGGCCAUGUAAAAGGAUCUUCCUAGUUCCUAGGUUGGUUGCUUGAAUUUCAUUUUGCCAAAAAUUAAAGGGAAGAAUUUUCUCUGGUUGGUGGAGGGGAGAUAAUGGGCAGCGAUUUGGAGGGAGGGUGUUUUGGUCACUUUGUCAAUAGGGGCAGACUUUGGCGCUUGAUUGCUCCUGGUGACCUUUGGUGGUGGAAUGGUAAGCUUGUCUUUUACAAAAAAUGAUUGAGCACAAAAGAAUAUUAGAAGAACUGUCAUGCUACAAAAAUUAACUAUAUGAGACAAAAGUUAAUCUGGGUACACACUUGUGGAGGAUAAAUCUCUCUAUUUAGUGCAUUGUUCAUUCAUACCAUGUAGGUCUGAUUUAAAGCUGCUUUCGCCUUCAAGUUUGUUAUAGAAACCCUAAAAUAACUACACUAGCCAAACUAGAAAAAGGAACCCUCCCUCAAAAAAAUAUUAUAAAUUAACAAAAACCAUAUUUAGAACACCUACUUCCAAUAGAUAAGCAUCCAUGUAUUCGAACCCAUUUUAUUCUCAUUUUGUUUGAAGCUGGGAAAAUAGAGAAUGAAAUGCAGAAAUAAGGGAAGUUGCAAUAGGGGUGUCAAAAAAGCCCGGUUAACCCGAAUCAACCUUAGCCUGCCUUGAGCCUAAAGGCCCUGAACAGGGCUUGGGCUGAAAUCUCGGCCCAUAGGGUGGGUUAGGGUUGAGAUUUUCAGGCCCGAGGCAAGGUUGGGUUGGGCCUGGGUUGAGGUCUCAAUCGAACCCAAUCAUGUGUAUUAACUAUAUAAUCAUAUAAAUAUGCUGAUAAUUAGUAAUGGGUACUUAUAGAAAAAUGUCUUUUGUUUUUCACAAUCUACACAUAUAUGCAAACUUUGGUCUCUGCAAUGCAUCAAAAUCAAGUAACCAAGGGUUAGACUGGAUUGGGUUAAACUCAGCCCAGUCAAAGUCCAUCAGGGUUGAGUUAGGUUGGGUUAAACCCGAUAAGGUUGGGCCUGGGCUGAGAUAUCCCAGCCUGACCUAAGGCUGGGCUAGGCUUGGGUUGAGUUAAGAGGCCAAAAAUCCGGCCCAACCUGGCCUAUUGACACCCCUAAGUAGCAGAAUAUGGGGAUCUGCUCGGCAAAAUGUUUGUGAAUGCCUCAGUCAAUGGGCUUGUUAAUGUGGAUGUACAGGGGUGGACGACGUUUGGUCGGUUUCCUUGCGUGAUGCUUCCCACAAAUGCUGCUCUAUCCUCAGCUCCAGCAGGCCUCUCUCAACUCUCAACUGAACAAAAACACCGUUUGUUUUGUUUGAUAAACUUUAAUGUGUAAUUAAUUGAUAAAAAUAAAUGUCAAAACCUCGUGCACCAGGUAUGUCCUUUUAAAGUGCGGUAUAUUUAUUGCCACAAUGCUCAUAUCUUACAAAGCUUUAAGUUGCAUAUUUUCUUUUCACCAAAAAAAAAAAAAAAUUGCAUAUUUUCUACCAUAACUUCCCAUUAUUUUUGGAUUGUUCCUAAAAAACUUGAAUCAAGGUUUUUGAGCGCAGGGAGCCUCUCCCUUUUUUAAUAUUUUCCCGACCUAUUCCAAUCCUAAACAUGUCCGAUUCUGGCCGUUUCGUAUCCCGAUACCGUUUUUUUAAACCAUUAUCAGUCCCAAUCCGAAUUCCGGGUUUUAAAACCCCGCCUCUUCCUCUCGCCACUGUAUUCUUCUUCUGGAGAGAGAGAGAGAGAGACACAGAGGGUCGCGAGAAAUAAAUCCCUCCAAAACCCGACAUUGCGUUGCAGACGCUGCAGACCACAGCUCAUACACCGGACGAGACAGCCGAACGAAGGUACACAUUCUCCCUCUGUCUCUCUCACGCCGUCUCCCUCUGUUCUCCCGCUUCCGCCCCGUUAUUUCCUUCACUCCCUCAUUCCCAUGUAUCCAACUGUCACUGAAACUUCUCCGAAGCCGUCGACUGUCACAAAUCGGCGUCGCUUCUUCUUUCCCGCUCUGUUUCUCUCGCCCGCUCUCCUUUCUUCCCGACUUUGGUCUUCUCCCUCUCUCCCUCUCUCCCACCUUGAUCUUCUCCCUCCGUAUAUAUUUAUGUGAUUUACUCCUCUGCGGAGUUAGGGUUUACAAGCUGAAACCCUAGGGCAACAAACACACAUGACGACUGAAACUAACUGAAAAUAUGGUGGGCGUCUUAUUUCUAGGAUUACAAGUAUGGAAACGAGGGGACUUUAUUGUUUGUGUGAUUCAUAGAUUGUUGUUAUCUUGUCUUAUAUUAAUUCACAUUCCGGUGUCGACCACUUAAAUGGAGGAGAAAAGGGUGUCAAAGUUUCGAGGCUCUUGCAAGUGUUCUUCUUCCUGCAUCCCCAACUUCGUUGACUUAAAACCACCAUUCUGAAAGAUUUCUCAGAGAUUACUCAUCUGCAAUUACUGGUCCGGUUCAAAUCUUUGGCAACUCUUCCAUUUCCGAGCAGUCUUCAGGAAAUGGAAGAAGGCUUUUUAACUACAGAAGAAUCACUUUGUAAGAAGGGGAAAGAAAAGGCCGCAACUUUGGGAUUGAAAAGGAACCAAGGGGGAAUAAAGACAAGGAGAAAAUCUACGGCCAGGGAAGGGCAGGGAUUGAUAGAGAAUACAGUGGAUCAAGAUGUUUCGGAUGUAAUAGUUUCAAUGUUUGAUUAUUCUGUUGAGAGUCACUUUAGGGCAAUUGACAUGAUUUCUCGGCUUUGUGAAGAGGUGGUGGGUGAAGAAGCUUUGGGUAAGUGUGAGAUCAAACAGUGGACUGCUCAAGUCACUUUUUUAAGGGAAUGGAGAUAUUUUUAUUACAAGCCAAGAAUCAUUAGGUUCAAUUGUGAAACUGGAAGCCCCCAUGAGGAAAAUGUUGUUAACAGGAUCAAAUUACCUCAAUUUUCUUCUGCAACUGUCCCUAAGAUGGCCAGUAUAUCUGGAGAUUCAAGAUCUUUUCAGUCCACAUCUCCUUGUGACAAAGAUUUUGUUUUUUAUGUGGGAGGGUCGGUUUGGGCAUUGGAUUGGUGUCCAAGAGUUUGUCAGAGUUCUGACUUUAAUAUUUCUUGUGAGUACCUUGCUGUUGCUGCUCAUCCUCCUGAGUCUUCAUAUCACAAGAUAGGUGCUCCUCUGACUGGUAGAGGUCUCAUUCAGAUUUGGUGCCUCUUAAAUGUCUAUGAGAAGGAAGAGGGCUUGCCACCUCUGAAUAAGCCAAGAGGGAGAGGGAGACCUAGAAAAGAUGUUGCAGAAGAGUCAAAUCCAUUGAGGAAACCUAAAGGAAGACCUAGAAAAGAUGUUCCAAAAGAAUCAAAUCCAUUGAAGAAGCCGAGAGGGAGACCUAGAAAAGAAAAGGUCUUGGAAGAAUCAACUCCAUUGAAGAAGCCUAGAGGGAGACCUAGAAAAGAAAAGGUCUUAGAAGGAUCACCUCCAUUGAUGACGCUUAGGUCUAGACCUAGAAAGAAAAAGGCAAUAGAAGACUCAGAGGAUAUAGACAGCAGUAACCAAUUUGUUCCAGCACUGGAUGUUAUAUUUCCAGAAGAUUCAGCUCAUUUUCUUUCUAGUAGUGGGGUGCAUACCAAUAAACAGGCUAUGCUAGAAGGAUGUGAUACAGAUACUGUGUUUGGGAUGGCUUCUAAAUCAGAUGCCAAAACUCCUCAGCAGAAGAAAAGAACAAGAGAUAAAGCUAGUUUGAGGAGUGCUUCUGAUGGUGUUUGUCAAUCUUCAUCUAACUGCAAUGAGGAUAAAGAACUUUCUGUUGCGGUUUUGCAAGCAAACAAUAGCUCUAUGCAGCAUGCGUUGUCAAGUCAGAAUGUGCCAAAUGAUAGGUCCUUGGAGGUUACUACUACUUGUCUUCCAAAAGAUGUUGCUUUGCCUAGGCUUGUGUUAUGUUUGGCCCACAAUGGCAAAGUUGCAUGGGAUGUGAAAUGGCGGCCUUCUGGUGUUUGUGAUUUGGCAUCUAAACAUCGCAUGGGCUAUCUUGCCGUAUUGUUGGGAAAUGGCUCAAUGGAAGUGUGGGAGGUUCCUUCUGUGAGUACAAUCAAAGUUAUAUAUUCCUCUUGUAAUAAGGAGGGUACUGAUCCCCGUUUUUUGAGACUGGAGCCAGUCUUCAGGUGCUCAAAGUUGAAGUUUGGGGACAGACAGAGUAUUCCUCUUACAGUGGAGUGGUCUCCAUCGUCCCCACACGAUUUAAUACUAGCUGGAUGCCAUGAUGGAACAGUUGCUUUGUGGAAAUUCUCUGCAAGACAUUCAUGUGAAGAUACAAGGCCCUUGCUUUGCUUUAGUGCAGACACUGUCCCCAUAAGAGCACUCGCUUGGGCCCCCAUUGAAAGUGAUACAGAGAGUGCUAAUGUUAUAAUCACAGCUGGACAUGGAGGACUAAAAUUUUGGGACAUUCGUGAUCCGUACCAUCCUCUAUGGGACCUGAGUUAUGUACGGAGGGUUGUAUGCAGCCUGGAUUGGCUGCCAGAUCCAAAUUGUGUCGUUUUAUCGUUGGAUGAUGGUACACUAAGGAUUCUCAGUUUGUUAAGAGCUGCGUGUGACGUUUCUGUGACCGGAAAACCUUUUGUUGGGACACAACAGCAGGGGUUGCAUAGCUAUUGUUGUUCGCCAUUUUCAAUAUGGAGUGUUCAAGUGUCGCGAUUAACAGGUUUAGUUGCAUAUUGCAGUGCAGAUGGUAAUGUUCUUCAUUUUCAGCUUACUGCAAAAGCAGUGGAGAAGGAUCCUUUUCGCAACCGGGCCCCUCAUUUUUUGUGUGGAUCACUUACCGUGGAGAACUCAGUUCUUACAGUCCACACUCCAUUGCCACACUCGCCCUUCACGAUGAAGAAAUCUCCAAACGAGUAUGGCGAUGCCCCAAGAUCUAUUCGGGGGUUUAUGUCUUUGGCAAAUCAAGCAAACAGAGGUCAUGAUCAAAGAGUAGAUUAUCAAAAUCCAGCCUUGUGUUAUGAGGAUAAUUCCAAUGUAGGGAUUGAAUCUGAGAAUGCACUGGCUGACCCAAGUAUCAUAGCAACAAAGCAAAAAAAAAUCAAGAAGAAAAAACCUGACAUAAACCAAGAAUCCAUAGCUGAAGAAGAACUGGAGAAUUUGCCAAGGGGUGGGAGUGAGAAGGGUGGAAUGAGGAGUGAAAUUGAAGUCUUUCCUUCCAAGGAUGUAGCCAUGCAUAUAGUGAGAUGGAAUAUGAACAAGGGGAGCGAAAGAUGGCUUUGUUAUGGAGGAGCUUCAGGAAUUGUGCGGUGCCAAAAGAUUGAUGCUUCUUGUGUUCCAAAGAUAAAAGGCAUCAAGAAGUGAAAAGACAUCAUGUGGCCUUUCUGGGCAUAUGCCUCUAUUCCAUUAUAUCAGAUGUAUAUAAUUUUUCGUUUUUGCUUAGAAAAAAGCUGGUUAUUUAUUUUUCAUCACAAUCAUUGAUGAAAUAGAUACAAAAAAUAAUACAUAUUAUCUAUCAUGCAUCCAUUAUACAGUCCAGUAGGUGAUCAUUGUAGCUGCAUUCCUAAUAUUUAGCAGUCAAUCAAACCCAUGUAACUUAAAUCUAGUUUGAGAAAAUUUCACAUGAAAUUUCUUACCAAAAUCAAAAAAAAAAAAAAUUCUUGUGAAAUUUCCAUUUCUGUUUGUUUUAAUGUAAGAAGUAAUCUGCACACUACAACCAUUGAGGGGUUGGAAAAUGGUAGGGGCCCAAAUGGUCAAAAAAGGAGAGAAAAAUGUCUGGGUCCCAUUGUUUAUUGUGUGAGGAGGUUAUAAAGGAAUCUGUACAAGGGCAGUGUUGUAAUCUUUUUUCCUUUUUUUUUUAAUAGUAAGGUUGUUCCAUUGCGACCUAGUGGUCACGGGUUCAA